UGUCGCGUCCGGAUGACGCAACACCUGCGCGAAAACUCGAACAGUUGGUGAUUCAUUCUGGAGCGAACUUCCAAACGAUCAGAAAACGUGGCACGAAUGGAUUAACACGCUUAAAAAUUAUUAGCAGGAUUAUUAUAGGCUAACAGGAAUAUUGAGCGAUUAUGAAGCUGAUUCAUAAAGACAUCCAGAAGGAUAAUGCCGGUCAGGUGACUCUGAUUCCAGAGGAGGCGGAGGAUAUGUGGCACACUUAUAAUCUAGUGCAAGUGGGUGACAGCCUGAGAGCCUCCACCAUCAGGAAGGUGCAGACAGAGUCGUCCACAGGCAGUGUGGGAAGCUCACGAGUGCGCACCAUGCUCACCAUCUGCGUUGAGACCAUCGACUUCGACUCGCACGCAUGCCAGCUGAGAGUCAAAGGCACCAACAUCGAGGAGAACCAGUAUGUCAAGAUGGGUGCCUACCACACCAUUGAGCUGGAGCUCAACAGGAAGUUCACUCUGGCCAAGAAAGUGUGGGACAGCGUGGUGCUUGACCGCAUCGAGCAGGCGUGUGACCCAACGCAGAAGGCAGAUGUGGCGGCUGUAGUGAUGCAGGAAGGUCUGGCCAACCUGAUGCUGGUGACUCCGGCCAUGACGCUGCUGCGAGCCAAAGUAGAGGUCACCAUCCCACGCAAGAGGAGGGGCAGCUGCGCUCAGCACGAAAAGGCGCUGGAGCGAUUUUAUGAGGCUGUCAUGCAGGGAAUUCUGAGACACUUCAACUUCGAUGUGGUGAAGUGUAUACUGGUGGCAAGUCCAGGUUUUGUUAAGGAUCAGUUCAUCUCAUACCUCUUUAAAGAAGCAGUGAGGCAGGAGUGCAAGGUUCUACUGGAGAACAGGUCCAAAUUCAUGCCAGUGCAUGCAUCAUCGGGACACAAGUACUCUCUCAAAGAGGUUCUGUCUGAUCCAGCUGUCACAAGCCGUCUGUCUGAUACAAAGGCUGCAGGUGAGGUAAAAGCUUUGGAGGAUUUUCAUAAGAUGCUGCAACAUGAACCUGAUCGAGCUUUCUAUGGACUGGCACACGUGGAAAAAGCAAGUGAAGCCUUAGCUGUUGACAUCCUGUUGAUCAGUGAUAAACUGUUCAGACAUCAAGACACUGCUACUCGGAGCCGAUAUGUCCAGCUUGUAGAUAACGUGAGGGACAAUGGAGGAACAGUCAGGGUAUUUUCAAGCUUGCACGUCUCCGGAGAACAACUAAAUCAGCUCAGUGGUGUAGCAGCCAUUUUGCGCUUCCCUAUCGCUGAUCUCUCUGAUGCAGAGGAAAACAGCAGCUCUGAUGAAGAUUGAUGUAGAAAAACUCACAGGGCAUUCAACAUGAAAUUUAACACCAUAAGCACCUCACUAAUGUGUUGAAACAACUAUUCUAUCAUAACAGCUCAAAGAAACAUGCCUUUAAUGUUCAAUAUGGUCAAAGGAUCCCAAGAGGUGGACUGAUGCAUCACUAUAUCAGUAUCACAGAUAUAUAGAAUGAGUUCUACAACAGAGAUUCAUCAACUUUCUUUUGUGUCCCAACACAAAUGGAGUUAUUGGAAGUGAACAAGGAAUAAAUUCAACAUUUUCCCCUUCAGUCAGUCACUCUGUGAUUUGAUUUAAAAAAAAAAAAACACUCUGCUUUGCUUAAUGCUUUAAUAACCUUAUUAGUAAGAGGGAUGUCAAUUACCUGGAUUUUAUUUGGGUGCUAAAGUAAAAAAAAAAAUGUUAAAACAUAUUGAGCAAAUGUAGCUUUUGCUUUAAUUUCAAUUGUAAAUACAGUAAUGUUACUUUCAAUAAAAAGGCUACAGCAAUAGAAAGACAAAAGGAAUUCAAUUAAUAUCUUCUCAGAAAGCCUGUCAAGUUGCAUGUCUCAUUUUAGCCAGCUAGUUAGCCAUACAAGUGAAGAUAAUGAACAUUAUAACCUGAAAAUUCAGUCAGAAUCCGAAGUUAGCCUUUAUUAGUGAACUGAAUGAGUCAGCAAUGAGAAAUGGUGAAACUUAUGAAUACUUAUAAAAAUUCAAAGUUUGUUCGCUAUUUUCUUUCAGCUAGUUAGAAUUAGAAAUGAAGAUAACAGUAUGACCUCAAUGUACAUUUUGAUUCCUAUCAUGUUAGCUAACUGGCUAGCGUUAGCAGUGAGGAAUGAUUGCAUUUAUGAAUAUUAAACAUCUCAAAUUUUUUCGCCACGUUAGCUGGCUAGAAAUGAGCAGACAGGAAUGUUUACUUUUGGGAAUAUUUAUAAUCUCACAAAGCCUCUCCUGUCAAUAGAAGUGAUGAACAUUACAGAAUCUGACCUCAAAAUCCCUCCUGUUAAAUUAGCAUGCUAGCUAACUGACUAGCAAUUAGCAAUGAAGAAUAAUGACGUUUACAAAUAUUGAAAAUCUCAGAAAGCCUGACCGAUUAGCUCAUUUUAGCCAACUAGCUUGCAUUAGAAAUGAAGAUAAAGAAUAUAAGAUAAUUAAUUCAGAAUCAUACCAGAUUAGCUUGCUGGCUAGCAAAUUCUGUGAUUAUAUAUUGGGCUUCUCCAAGAUAGAAGAAAGAAAAGCUUGAGUCAAAGUAAUUAUUGGUGUAGAUUUAUACAGGAACUGCUUUCUCACCCAUGGAGGCUGGGACUUUUUUUUUAAUGGAUUAUGGGAUGUGUAGGACAGCAUAAGACCCAUGGCUUCAAAAAUCAGAUGAAUUAAAGAUUAACAAAACCCAAAAAUGAACUCCUUUAUACUGACAGAUAAUAUCCAGACAAGACAUGUUCGACUGUUCACUUUUUCAUAUUUGUACCUGUAUACAGAUUUUAUUUUAAAAGGAAAACAAUGGUAGUGGUUAGCGCUGUUGCUUCAUGGCAAGAAGGUCCAGGUUCAAGCCCCGUGGCCGGCGAGGGCCUUUCUGUGUGGAGUUUGCAUGUUCUCCCCAUGUCUGCGUGGGUUUCCUCCAGGUGCUCCGGUUUCCCCCACAGUCCAAAGACAUACAGGUUAGGUUAACUGGUGAAUCUAAAUUGACCGUGAAUGUGAGUGUCUGUGUGUCAGCCCUGUGAUGACCUGGCGACUUGUCCAGGGUGUACCCCACCUUUCGCCCGUAGUCAGCUGGGAUAGGCUCAAGCUUGCCUGCGACCCUGUAGAACAGGAUAAAGCGGCUAGAGAUAAUGAGAUGAGGAAAACAAUGUCCCUGGGUGCUGCCAUCGAUUUUUACUCUCUCCGAGGUUUAAAUAUCGCAUUCUGAGUACAAAUUAUGUGAGAGAAUCUGAGAUUGAGACAUUACUUACAUGCUACAGGAUUUACCGAGGCUGAGAUCUAGUGGAUAUAUCUCUUUUAAAUUGUUGUAAACAACCCUAAAGAUGCCCGAGUGUCAAGCAUUUGAGUAUAAAAAUAAGCCUGAUCAUUGACACAAUGAACACAGAGAGAGAGAACAGUGGUGCCUGGGAAUUUUUUUAUUUUAUUAUUAUUUUUAAUUAGAAGCCUUUAUUUCAUAGUUCUGUGUUGCUAAAUUAAAGAGUGUUCUAGUAUGCCAUUAACAUCACAGGGGGCUAAUCCAGUUUCGCUGUGAAUGGUUGCAUCCAGGCAAGCCUAUUUUUUUUUUUUUUUAGCAAUAUCAUAACUUAAAAUGGAUAACUUGUUAUAUAGCUUUAUUUUUUUAAUUUAAAUGUGUGGAGGCUGCAUCAGGGCACUUGCCUUGAUUGGCAAAGGCAUUUGUUUUGGGGUUUUGUUUGACUUUAAGGACUCUCAUAAAGCAGCCUUUUAUCCAAACUUUAGAUUCAGACAUGAGUGAAUAUCUUAGACACACCUAUCAACAACUUUUGGUUGACUUUUAUACCCUCUGAACCACUCCAUGUGAUUUCAUGACAUAUUAAAGACAAUGAUAUGUUGCAUAUACUGUAUGUGUCAUAUCGUUAUUGCCCUAGCAAGUACCCACUCCAAUUUUGUUUAUUUCGCAGGGCACUGGUAGUCCUUUAGCCAUGCCAAAUCCUCCAUGGUGCCCCAGUGCAGGAACAUUAUGGCCAGAAUGACAGCUACAUGCAUGAUCUGGUGACUGUUGAACCAGUAGUCAAAGGUGCCAGGGCUGAAUCGUUCAGGUAUAUGCCACACAUUGACCAGACCACCUGUUAAUGCCAGCACAUCCAUGAUGACAUAGAGAUAGAGUGACUCAGGAUUUCCUGUGCCGAGCUUGAACCAACGUAGGAAAAAAAGGAAAGCCCGGAACAAGGCUUGGAGGGCAAAUGAUUGCAGACGUCGAGCACCGCUCUGAGCAGUUAGAGCAUCACGGACACCACGGCAUGAGAAGAACACAUAGCCAAACAUGGCAGUGCGACGCACCAAGGGCUGGCACAGGAGAGUGAUAUGCACGAUUGGCAAAGCACCUGCAGGAUAUCUGAAGUGGCUGAAGAAAAUGGUGAAAAAAGCUUCCAAUUUCCACAGAACUGUCCAAAGAAAACUCAGUCUGGGGAUGUAAAUUAAAUUCUGUAUCCUUACCAUGUGUAUAGAUGUUUCCGGAUUCAUUGUGCAGGUAAAAGAGACUUCGUAAGCACCCCAUGCAGGUGGAUGCAGGACGAUAUCCGGUCAAAACGUACCUGUUGAACUGAAGGUGCGGCGGAGAGUUCUUAAAGUCCAGAAGUUUUGGCACAGUGAAAAACACCAUUGUCAUUCUGGGGCAAAUCUCAGGACCAUUACCAAGUACACAUUUAUGACUGAUCUAAAUGUUUGAAUCUACAACAGAAUCUACAGCUCCACAUAUCCAUGGAUUUGACUGAACACCACUCCACUUGUACACACUUGGUCCCCAUCUGUCCUCAAGUCUCCAGACUUGAGUCUUGAUUAUGACUCAGGACUUGCAGCAGGAUGACCUGGAGAAAUUCAAUCCUGUCCUCCACCUGUAUUUAGUGUGGAUAAGGCUUAGAGUGCUUCUCACACUGACCUCUACGGACUAGGCUCUUUAUUCUAACUCCAGUGGUCAAUCCAGGCUGUCAUUUAUUUGGUAUAAUUAUGUAACUUUUGCUCUUCUAUGAAGAUGUUGCUUAAUUUUGUAUAACGACAGCUCCAAAUACAGUUCCCUCUGAAAGUAUUGGAAAGGCAAUUCUCGUUUUCCUGUAUGCUGAAGACACUUGGGCUGGAGAUCAAAACAUGAAUUUCAGCUCUCGUUUCCUGGUAUUUAUAUCUAGAUGUGUUAAACAACUUAGAACAUGGCACCUUUUGUUUGAACCCACCCAUUUUUGACUGAAAAUAUCAAACUAAAAAAUACUGGAACACGUGCGUGAUGGGUAUUUCUUACCUUGUUAGACGGAUUGUUUAAUUAAUAGCUCUGAAUGUUUACUCUUGAUUUGAGCCCUGGGUUUUGUCGUUGUAGACUGCAUUUGUUAUAAAGGAUAAACCAACAUGAAGACCAGAGAGCUAUCUAUGGGAGAAAAGCAAUGUAUUUUGAAAUUAAAGGGAAUUACAAGUUAUUUGACACAGAAAA
Neoarius graeffei (lesser salmon catfish) is the source of this 5444-nucleotide messenger RNA. RefSeq names its product pelota mRNA surveillance and ribosome rescue factor (gene pelo). Gene Ontology annotation, cellular component: cytoplasm. The transcript has 14 exons. Gene Ontology annotation, biological process: nuclear-transcribed mRNA catabolic process, non-stop decay; nonfunctional rRNA decay; nuclear-transcribed mRNA catabolic process, no-go decay. Lineage: Eukaryota; Metazoa; Chordata; Actinopteri; Siluriformes; Ariidae. Bases 162 to 1319 code for a protein of 385 amino acids. The record is from RefSeq and is a predicted model, not a curated record.